AAAUGGCCGGUUCCGGUGCUGCCCACUUAAAUACAUCCAAAUUAAACUUAGGAAUAUUAAGAGAUUUCUAUCGUCGUGAAUUUCUCGAAUGUAUCGACAAAUGUAUUGGAUCAAAGGCUUUAGUAUGGGAUGAUGGUUUGACUGGACCAUUUGGCUUGAUAGCUGAGGCUUCUUUGCUCAAGGAACAGCAUGAAGUGGAACGCAUGUUCCGCCUCCAGUCUACAGGUCUGCCAGCCAGCAAUGUACAGAAUAUCAUCUUCAUCACUCGACCCAAGUUGAGCCUGAUGUCAACCAUAGCCAGUUGUUUAGUCAGUGAAGAAACAAAAGGGGGUCAGUCAAGAAAGGAGUUUUAUUUGUUGUUUGUGCCUCGCAAAAGUUUACUGUGUGAAAAAAAAUUAAAAGAAGCUGGUGUGUAUGGAUCGUUUGCCAGUGUGGAGGAGUUUAACCUAGGCUUGAUCCCAUUUGACUCAGAUCUUCUCUCUAUGGAGAUGGAUGAGUCCUACAGGGAAUGCUACCUGGAAAAUGAUUUCACUUCCAUGUUUUUUGCGGCACAGUCUUUGAUGACCUUACAAGCCUUGUACGGAACUAUACCUUACAUCUAUGGGAAAGGUGACUGUGCCAAGCAAGUUGUUGAAAUGCUUAGAAGGAUGAAGAUGGAGCAGGGUGGAUUUGAACCUCAGAUAAGCCCACAGAUAGAUAAUCUUCUGAUUCUUGAUCGCAGUGUUGACCUUUUGACCCCUCUCUUAUAUCAGCUGACUUAUGAAGGUCUCAUUGAUGAAGUUUUCAACAUUAAAAACACAAAUGUGAAGCUCCCACCAGAAAAGUUCCUGACACAAGAAGAAAAGAAGAACAGCAAGGAAGAAGCUCUAACAGAGCCCAAGAAGUUCAUCCUCAACUCUGCAGAUGAGCUUUUUGCUGAGCUUAGGGAUAAAAACUUCAAUGCCGUCGGCACAAUUGUUAGUCGCAAAGCCAAAACUAUUACAGCUGAAUUUGAUGAAAGACAUGCGGCUAAGACUGUUGGUGAGAUGAAACAAUUUGUAUCCAAACUGCCCCAUCUGCAGGCUGCUCGCAACUCCCUUGCCAUUCACACAUCAAUAGCAGAGUUGAUCAAAGAAGUGACAGACUCAGAAGGAUUCUUGGACUCUUUGCGUUGCCAGCAAGAGUUGAUUCAUGGCAUUGACACGGACAAAGUGAAUCCUUAUAUAGAAGACAGUAUAGCCAAAAUGGAACCUCUUUCCAGUGUUCUGCGCCUCAUUUGCAUACAGUCUAUAUGUAAUGAUGGCUUAAAACCUAAGGUCCUUGAAUACUAUAAAAGGGAAAUAAUCCAGACCUACGGCUUUGAGCAUCUAGUCACCUUGUCUAACCUGGAAAAAUCUGGCUUCUUGCGACCACAUUCCAACAAAACAUACCAGGUGAUCAGGAAAACUUUGAGGCUUAUAGUGGAGGAUGUUAAUGAGCAGAAUCCCAAUGAUAUAGCUUAUGUGUAUAGUGGCUACGCCCCAUUGAGUGUCAGACUUGCUCAGUACCUGGCUCGACCUGGAUGGCGGAGUAUAACAGAGGUGCUCAACAUGUUACCUGGGCCCAAGGUGGAGGAGGUGCAACAGAUUCCCAUGGGUCUACGUAAGCGAAGAGCUUCUGUGACUUCAUCUCAGUCAAGUAUGGGGGAGCAAAAGCUGACUUUGGUUUUUUUUCUUGGAGGGGUUACACAGGCGGAAGUUGCUGCUUUACGGUUUUUAGCUCAGCAGGAUGAUGGAGGGACAGACUACGUUGUGGCCAGCACCAGCCUCAUCACAGGUCAGCGACUCAUCAACUCACUCAAGGAAACCAUCGAACCCGUCAAGUUGAACCCAUUUUAGUCUUUCUAACAUGUUUGUCAGCAAAUGCUCAGCUUCUCCACUUCUGUGGUGGCUUUUUGUUUAAUGUCAGAGGCCAUUAGGUCACUAGCUGUGGAGCGGGUCUGGCUGACCACCAUUAGGUCACCAGCUAUUGUGGUGGGUCUAGCUAACCACUAGCAGGUCAUUGACUGUUGUGGUGGGUCUAGCUGAUGGUGAGACUGCAAGUGAUGGUUGUCUUCCUAAUGGAGAUAAAAGGGGCUUUUACUUAACAGUUAUACCAUAAGUACACAGCUAUACAGUAAACAGACCUAUAGCCAGUCAGCAAUCAGCCAUACAGCAUACAGCUAGACAGCAAUCAGCCAUACAGCGAACAGCUAGACAGCAAUCAGCCAUACAGCAAACAGCUAGACAGCAAUCAGCCAUACAGCAAACAGCUAGACAGCAAUCAGCCAUACAGCAAACAGCUAGACAACAAUCAGCCAUACCGCAAACAGCUAGACAGCAAAUAAUCAGACCGCAAACAGUUAGUAAUCUUCAUUACACAGAUUUUAGGAUUUUAUUUGAAAAGCAAAGUUGAUGUUUAUUGAUCUACAAGGCAGAUGUAGCAAAUAAGCAACACAGACACAAUAGACCAAUGUUGACAUCUAGAUAGAAAAUACAACAAUAGCAAGGUUGUCUUGUGGAUAUAUGUGUCUGAAUGAGUGAAGAACUGAGUUGAAGGAGCAUGUUCAUGUACAGAUUGUAGUUCUGUGUUCAUGUACACAUUAUGGUUAAAUGACUAUGCCAAGAAGUAUUUUGAUGUACACAUCAUGGUUUUUAUGUACACACUGGUUGUAUUUUUUUCAGUUUGAAAGAUUGUAGUGCUGAAUGAUUGGUGUGUGGAAAGAUUGGCGUGUAAUGUAUUUUUAUUAUGUGAUACAUAUUGUGAUAUGUACUUUAUCAGUCAAUGUUCAUUAAAAUGAUCACUGGCUUGUUUCUUUACUAGAA
This is a messenger RNA of Physella acuta, 2822 nucleotides long. RefSeq names its product vacuolar protein sorting-associated protein 33A. The record is from RefSeq and is a predicted model, not a curated record. Gene Ontology annotation, biological process: vesicle-mediated transport. NCBI's taxonomy places the organism in Eukaryota, Metazoa, Mollusca, Gastropoda, Physidae.